GUGACGUUUUGACACAACGGAUGAUUGACAUCAAUAUUUUUAUAAAAAAUAAUGUACUAUAUUUCAAAAUUCUGUCGAAUAUGCAUUCAGACAGGUGUAAAAUUAUUAGAUCUCGACACUUUAGAUUUCGACGAGGUCAAGUUAAGUGAAAAACUCGAAGUUUGCACUAGAAUGGUUGUCAAUAGAGAAAGUCUGUCAAGGGAGAUCUGUGUGCACUGCAUAACCAAGCUAAGGAUAUCCUACCAGUUCCAUGAUAUGUGUAAAAAGUCUACAAAAACACUUCAGGGAUAUUUAGAAGCCCUGCUUUGUGCGACUGAUGAAAAUAUAACUCCAAAAAAUUUUGUUAAAACAGAAUUAAAUGUUGUCGUUACACCACUCUCCGGAUUUGUCAAUGAUGCUCAUAACUGCAACAGCUUCGAUAAUAAUCAUAUGCAGACACAUCGAGAGAAAAGGAAAAGGAUUACCAAAGAGCAACGUUGUUCGCUUCUAAAGCGUCUUCUUACACCUACAGAAAAGUUCAAGAAAGAAAGAGACAAGUAUGUGUAUGACCCUUCUUUAGUCUGCAGCAAUUACAAGGGAGGAUUGAAAAAUAUAAUUCAUUUUACAAAGAAUUAUGAAUUUGGUAUAAAAGUAGAUAAAAACUCGAAUUACGAACCCACUCCGUUAGACAAAUUAAAAGUGUUUUCGAAUGAAUUCUUUAGAAAAGAUUUCUCAGAAUUUAAGAAUACAAUUUUAUACAUAAUUGAGAAUAAAGAUAAUUUAUAUGAAAGUUGUGAUAGUGAUGAGGACGAUUUCUUUAAUCCUCCCCUAGAGGAAGAGGACACGAAAGAAAACCUAGUUAAGUUUGAGGAGGUGAUCGUGGAGCCAGAUAUUAAAAUAAAAACCGAGAUGGAUUUUGAGGAGGAUGGGGAAUAUCUGUACGACCCAUACGUUGAAGUUGAAUGUAAGAAAGAGGAAGAGCAGAACUCCAUAAAUCAUUAUUAUCCGACCAUAUCUCGUUCGUUGUCGGGCAGUUUUAGUGGUUUUACAAGAAGUUGUCCAAGUAAUUCUUCUAUACAAUUACUAGAUAAUUUGGUGGGCGGUUAUCAUCAGAACCCGCGAAGGACGUUUUCUCAGAGUAACUUUCGAUGCAGAACGCGUGACAACCCCUAUAUUAACCCCGCGUUAAAAAACCAAUUUUUGUAUAGGAGUUUCAAGUGCGAAAAAUGCAAUAGGUAUUUUAAAAGUCCCGGCUAUCUGAAGGCGCAUUAUUCAAAAGUACAUUAGUGUUAGCAAAUUGAACUUUGCUGUUUCAUCUUUGUAUGUAGUCGUCAGUCGGAUGCUGGAUUGAAGUUAACAAUACCAUUAUCUCUUUAGAUGGUUGAUGUAUUAAAGUUUUAAAAUAUCUCAGCAUGUAUUUUGAACAUGACAAAACUUAGCUUUCUGAUCUGUGAUUGUUUAUAUUUAUGAUUGUUUGAUAAAGGCUUUAACCCAGCAUUAUUUUAAACCGAAUUUAUAAAUGUAUGUAGUUGAAUAUGAAAAUGUUAUAUCAUGAAAUUAUUCCAAAUAUAUUGUUGUUGGAAAAUGUAACUCUAUAAGUUAGAGUGAAAAAAUCGUACUUGUUUUCUAUUUUCGUGAUAUUUUUGAUAUUACUGAAUUUAUUUUUAUCUAUAGCCUUUAAUUUAAUGUUCUAUUGUGACUAUAUAAGUAAAAUAUUUU
Anoplophora glabripennis (Asian longhorned beetle) is the source of this 1698-nucleotide messenger RNA. RefSeq lists its product as uncharacterized. Lineage: Eukaryota; Metazoa; Arthropoda; Insecta; Coleoptera; Cerambycidae. Gene Ontology annotation, cellular component: nucleus. The coding region runs from base 52 to 1266 and encodes 404 amino acids. Gene Ontology annotation, molecular function: zinc ion binding. The record is from RefSeq and is a predicted model, not a curated record. The transcript is spliced from 2 exons.